Messenger RNA from Fusarium tjaetaba, 678 nucleotides. RefSeq lists its product as uncharacterized. The transcript is spliced from 2 exons. NCBI's taxonomy places the organism in Eukaryota, Fungi, Ascomycota, Sordariomycetes, Hypocreales, Nectriaceae. The record is from RefSeq and is a predicted model, not a curated record. The coding region runs from base 1 to 678 and encodes 225 amino acids.
AUGUCGCAACAAAACCAUUCUAUUCUUCUCCACGAACCUGGAAUCUCCACGUCUCAACGUUUCGGUGCUGUUCAGAUCCGUCACGCUAUCGACAACGACUGGCCAGACGACUUCUCUCCUGAAGUUAUACCAGAUCUCAAGCUUGUUGCUGUUUUCAGCGACGAGAAACAUUGGGGCUUGCAUCUGGAAAAUGCAGCUGGCGAAAGAGUCAUCAAUGCCAUGACACCGUCUGACGUUUGUCCUGGCGCCAUGAUUUACUAUGGGACCAAGGACGGCAUCAGAAAUGCUUGCCGUACGGCCAUGUUACUCGCCAAUACUCCGCACGUCUCCUUCAUGAUCGUUAGACUCUGCCCAUGUUUCGAGAUCAACCCCAAUCUUGCCAAGCGCAAAGGAACUCUCCGCCUUCGUGUGGCCGAUACUCACGACUACGCCGGCCUCAGAAACAACAUCUCAAUGUGCUCUCGCGAGUUGACAGGCCAAUCUCCUGUCUUUAUUCUUCCCUGUCGAGAGGAUCGCGCACUCUUGUCAGAUAGCGACGAGGUGGUGAAGAAGGCACUUGUCUUGGAGGAGGUGGAUGGUGGAAUACUGACAUGGGGACGUCUACUCGGUCACAUUGAAACAGGUCAGAUGAAUGGCGUGGGGCAGCACGUUUUCUUUGGUCCGCUGGUGUCUGUUUGA